GGACAACCUUAAAUACCCGAUGUUCCACUCCUCCACUCGUGCCAAAUCUGCGGGGAAGAGAAGAGGAAUUACAAGAAAGGUCGACCGUCGUUACCCUAGUUUCCGGCGACUGAUUGCCGUCACUGAUCAAGUUUUCCGGCGACUGAUUGCCGUCGCCGAUCAAGUUUCCGGCCACUGAUUGCCGUCACCGAUCAAGUUUUCCGGCAACUGAUUGCGUCAGCGAUCAAGUUUUCCGGCAACUGAUUGCCGCACUGAUCGAGUUUUCCGGCUGAAUUUUGUUGUUUUGGUACCUGCUGAAUUUUGUUGUUUUGGUACCUUCAUUUCCAUAAUUGAUGCAAUAUAUAACAAGAAGAAGAAGGAUCUGCCAUUGAAGAUUUAGUUGUUUUCUGCGGAGAUCUCUUUCUUUCUGAAGCGAAUCGUAAACGGAAAGUUUAGUUUUUUGUUCUUUGGGAAGAAAAAUUAACAGGUAUUGAAAACCCUAGUUAAUGCUUUUGUGCAAUUUUUUGUUCAUUGUUUUUCACUAAUCAACGGAGGAGAAUCGAAUCUACUACAAUGUUUGGGUCUACCAGAUAUGUGGUUUUACAAGACAAGUCUAAGCUAUCAAUGACUGCGAGAUUCAGGAUCGGCUCAAAACUGCCAGUUUUUUGUUUACUCUCAGAUGAUUAUCAAGUGCCGAGGCAAUUGAAGUUGCGAUUUGAUCAAAAUAGAUUAAAAAAAAUGGGCUUUUAUAUCGAUAGAUUUAUGUUUGAUGAUUGUUUUCUGGCCUCAUGUUGUAUAUCACUCAAUAGCUGAAGACUUAAGUGCUUUCUGAUGCCAUAGGAUUUGUUGUUUGGAGGGGUCAGAAAUUGCUCAUAGAUCAACUGAGCAUCUCAGUGGCAGGAUUGAAUACCCGAUAUCUAAAUCAAUCAUCGCGUCGAUCCCGAGGCUCCAUUGCUAAAAAGGCUCGGCUUCAAAACUGAAGGUAUACGUUUUGCUGCCGACAGAUAUAAAUCGUGGGUCCACUGAUGGGGUUAAGCCAAUGACUCGCUUGUGUACUUGCCCUGAUAGUUUAAAAUCAAAAUCCGAGUUGUUCAAUAAGAGAAAUCAGCCAAUUUGGACAGCCUGCAAGACUUGUGGAGGGAAUUUUUUAGUUGAUGGGAUAAGAUCCAUAUCUGGUAACAUGCUUAGUACUGUAAGUCUGGAAGUUGCAAAGUCUAUAAAUCCUGAGCUGAGUUGGAAGGCUGUGACAAAGGGAAGGCGCUCUAGGAAGACAGUUGCUAGACGCGUCAAUGGGGGUAUGAAGGUGAUAAACAGGAGUCCCAAGAGGGUUGGUGAUUUUUCAGGAUCAGAUUCUGACAAGCAGAUUGCUGAAGCUGGCUGUUGGUCUUCUGAUAAAGUUGAACACGUUCCUAUUAAGAAAAGGAGGCAUUUGCUUCAAACUUCAUCUGCGCAAUCUCAGAACCCCUCUAUUGGCCUUAAAGAUUCACUAUCACCACAAUCUCUAGUACCUUCUAUGCCUCUGGAAGACCGUGAGCGAACUUCGGUUUAUAGUCAUUCAUCUGAUCAUUGGAGUUCAGAUCCAUAUUCUAGUGGACUUGUGUUGAGAUUUGGCAGAAAGGCUGCCCAUAAAUUUGAUCUUAGUGAUAGAGGGGUAGAUGCUAAAAUUUCUAAGGUCGCUACUGGGGAACUUUACUAUCCAGAAGACUUCUCAGGAAUUGCACUUCUAGCUGAUGCUGCUUGCAUUAGUUACAUGGUUGAUGACCUUGAUAAUGCCAAGGAAGCAAAUGCUAUUAUUGCAUGUGCAGCACCAGGGGGAUCUGCGGGGUCUACUCCUCGUCCUAAGGAAUUGACGGCUCCUGAUAGAGGAGAUAUGAUGCUUGCAAGUAACACUGAGGUCUCCACUGUUAAUGAAUCUGCUGUUGGUCCUGAAGGUUUUGCUGAAUUUACUGAACCUGCAGUUGUAAAUGGACCAGUUUCACCAAAGGUUGACAGAAUGCACUGGGAUCUCAACACCUUAAUGGAUACAUGGGAGCAACCUCCCAAGGAUUCUUCUAUGGAUAGUGCUUUUGCCAAGGGUUUAAAUGAUGGCGCACAAAAAGAGAAACCCAAAGCAGAAAUUUGGGAUAAAAAGGUGGAUUUUGAAUACUGUAGACAUAAUUCUGGGAAAUGUGUGCCACCUGAUCAAAAUGGAGCAAUUUCUGAGUUUGCUGAAGUAUGUAAGCUCGACUCGGUCUCAGUUAAUGAUAGCCAUUGCACCAAGCUGUUGGACUCUUUAUCUGCACAAAGAGAAACAGCUGGUGAGCUUGUCACUGGAGAUACAUCAUUAGCUGAUUCUUCUUCUGUUAAAUCACAUAAUGCCCCAUGCAUGCCUGUUUCAGAUGGAUUAGUUAUGAGUGCUUCAGAUGGCCUAAUUUUGACACAGAUUAGAGAUUCUUCUGCUGCAGGAUACAAUAAAGCUGCUGUAUCCGAGGUCCCAUUCACAGCAAAUCCUGGCUGUGAGAGUGCCUCUAAAUGCAUUGACCAAAGUAAUCCUAUAAUGACCAGUGAAGUAUUUGAUACUAGUAUUUUGAAUGCCAUGGGUGUUGAAAGUUCUGAUAGUAAUCCUACAGAAACAGAUUUCAGCAAUCAUUCAUCGAAGUGUGAAGAUUUAUCUGCCUCAAAGGCCUCUUUAGUUGAGAGUCAAUCAGUUACUGUUGAACCCACAGAGCAAUAUGACAACAUUUUAGCUAUUGGUUCUCAAAUGCUGAUAGAAGGGAAUGAAGUAAUUUCUACGGUCAGUGACAGCCGUACGUUUGAUCAAGCGGAAAAAUGCACGACUUCUGGGAACGACUCAUCAAGAAGCUGUAAUGAGGGAUUGCAGAUUGAUGAUCCUAGUCUAUUUGCAGGGAGUGCUUCGGCUUUUGAGGAUAGCCAUAAGUCUGAUAUAUCUCAGGAAGAUCAUAGUCAAAUGAUUAGUCGAGAGCAUGUCACUAAAAUUGAGGCUGGCUACGAUUCUCCAUUUGAGGAUGGAGAGUUGAGGGGAUCAAUUCUGUAUUCUUUGGAGGACAAUGAAAUUGAGAAUGGUGAAAAUGAAUGUAUUGAUUUUGAAUCAGAUGGUAGAGAUGACAUGUAUUUUGAUGCCAGUGAUUACCCUGCCUCUGAAAUAGUUGAAGCAGGAUCUGAUGGUUCACAAAGUAUAGAAAAAAGAAUCUCGUCAACCAGUGCAUGUCCAGAAGUAGGUUUUGUGAGGGGCAGAUCUCCAAGAAACAUUAUGAGGAGACAAUUCAACAGGGAUGACAAUAGCAUUGAUGAUAGUGGUGGAAAGAAAGGAUUUGGUACAGGAUCUGGAUCUACAACUCAUAGGUUCAGUGAUAAGAUUGGAGGAAAAGAAGAUGCUUUUAGAAAAGGACAUACAUCUGAACGCAUGGCAGCAUAUGAAUUCAGAGGAUCAUACAUGGAAGAAAUUGAUUCAAAGACGAACAGAGGGAAGCUACAGUCACGUGCUGAAGGACCGCUAUAUUUGGAUGUGACAGAUGGGAACAGCACUACCCGGAAGUACCAGAACAGGCCCCAUAACCGUAUUAGUUCUUAUUAUAGGCCUGGAAGGGAAGUUAGUCCAGAUAACUUUGUUGGUAGAUGUCGACCUGGUUAUAAUUCACAAGACAGGGGUGCAACGGAUGGCCAGUGGGAUAGCUGGAACUCAAGAAAUUGCUACCCAAAUGCUUAUCAUGGCUAUGAGAGUCAUAACUACUCAAGGCGCCGUGAUUUUGCAAAUUCUGCUGACAAGUUUGGUGGGUUAAACUCUCGCGAUCAUCAGCAAUCAGUAAAUUCCCCCCCGGAAGGUGUGCGCAGGCCACUUGUGAGGAGGAGAUCGUCUGUUGAGAGGGAUGACUACAAUGAUGUCCAUAGGAGGUUGGUACCAGGGAGAGGAGGCUACCAGAGCCGCAGUGGUGCUGAAAGUUUCUCUCAGAGGGCUGUAAGAGGCAUCAGGGAUGAAGGAUAUGAGCGCAUACCUGGUGAUGGUAAUUUGUCUUCUGUACGCAUGCCUUCUUAUUUACCCCGGGGUGAAAGAACCGGUUCUCCAGCUUCAGGUAGAGUUGCUCGGAUUCCGAUGUCCAGAAGGAGAUCUCGUUCAAGAUCUAGAACGCCUUCUCCCCAUCCAUGGCAUGCACCCAGAGAGCGAAACUUUAGCACCAGAAGAAGGCACAGUAGAUCUCCAGAGUUAAGGUCGGAUGCUAGAAUGAAGCGAAUGCCCUUCCGGAAACAUGGUUUUACUGCCAAUUGUGGUGAAGAUUUCUCUUUUCCAACAAGAGACCAGUGCCCCUCUGAACGUAGUUCUAGAUGGAUAGAUGAGAGAAAUUUUGCAGGUGAAUACUCCAAGUAUAGGUGGUCUCGUAAAAAUAACUAGUGGUGUCAAAGAUUUUAUCCCAAUGGAGCACCCGGUCAGAGUGAAGUAAAUUUGGUCCUCCAUGAUUUUUGCACCGUUUUAGGGUCUAGUUUUUUUUUUUUGUAUUCUUUUUUCAUUUUAGUAAGCAUUACUUGUAAAAAUUGAAAAAUACAAAAUAGAGUCGCGUUUCAAUUUAUACAAGUUUUGUUCUCAUUUUCGAAGAAAGAGAAUGUUUCUACUAUUGUACAAGAGCCCUCGAAAGAACACCAACUUGUGUGCUUCGAUAAUUUCAACUGAGGGGUUUUCUACUAUGGCCAGAUCACGUUUUAGCUAAAUUUUGUAGAUUUGCCGAUUA
Molecule: messenger RNA, 4700 nt
Organism: Capsicum annuum
Lineage: Eukaryota; Viridiplantae; Streptophyta; Magnoliopsida; Solanales; Solanaceae
Exons: 5
Coding region: 1019-4366 (1115 amino acids)
Source: RefSeq, a predicted model, not a curated record